AUGUGGAUACCAUCUUCAGCAGGUGUGCUAUUGCUCGCCAGCGCAGCAGAAGCGUACCUGGUCCCCCACCCAACCGGAAAAUACAACGUCUCUCUGACCACGGGUCCUCUUACCGACCAUACUCGCAAGGAAAAUAAUCCUGCAAAUGCAGGCCCUCGCACAUUGAUGCUCUCCAUCUUCGAACCUGCGGCAUGCGCGGCCACGGUGCCCGUGGAGUACUUGCCCAACAAGACUGCCGACUUCCAAGGACCAUUCCUCCAACAGAUCCUCAACACGACUCUCAACGUAACGCCUCUGUUCAAGGAAGCUCGCCUGCCAGUUUGUCCAAUCCGUAACAGCAGCUGCAGAAACGCGGAUGACUUUCCCAUUGUCCUCUUCUCCCCUGGCUACAGCAUCCCGCGUCUCUACUACAACUUCAUGGCCUCUGCAAUCGCCAGUGAAGGCUUCAUGGUGAUCACAACCGACCACCCAGGCGACUCAAACUUCAUCACCUAUCCCAACGGCGACACAAGCAUCAGCAACGACACCGUACAGGGUCCCGAGAAUAUCCUGGCAAGGCUACACCCACGUAUCGAUGAUGUAUCCUUCCUGCUGGACCAGCUGAGCAACGUCACCUCGGUUGCCGAGUUGCUGCCCCAUCGUGGACCCAGACCUUUACCGACUGACCGCGUCGCCAUGGCGGGACACUCUUUAGGUGGCAUUGCAGCCGUGCUCGCAGCCGAGCAGGAUGAACGUCUUCGCGGGGCGAUCAACUGGGACGGCAAUAUGCUCGAGAUCCCCUCCGAUUGUGGCGUGUCGCAACCUGUGCUGCUCAUGAGCAAAGGAUUUCUCUUUCCCAGCUGGGACGAGAUGCUCCACUUCAGAUGCAAAUGA
Fulvia fulva is the source of this 873-nucleotide messenger RNA. Its product is annotated as putative 1-alkyl-2-acetylglycerophosphocholine esterase. The transcript has a single exon. Lineage: Eukaryota; Fungi; Ascomycota; Dothideomycetes; Mycosphaerellales; Mycosphaerellaceae. The record is from RefSeq and is a predicted model, not a curated record. The coding region runs from base 1 to 873 and encodes 290 amino acids. Gene Ontology annotation, molecular function: 1-alkyl-2-acetylglycerophosphocholine esterase activity.